AUGGAGAAACUUCACUAUUUUUCCUUUCUUGUCUUCAUCACCGGAUUCCAUGACUUCUUCCCUAAUGCGAUUGCAUUCACUGCUUCUUCUAGCUGGAUUCAAGCUCAUGCAACAUUCUAUGGUGGCAGUGAUGCUUCUGGAACAAUGGGUGGAGCUUGUGGAUACGGAAACUUAUAUUCGGCUGGUUACGGCACAAGAAGCGCCGCCUUGAGCACCGCCAUGUUCAAUAGCGGCGCCUCUUGUGGGCAGUGUUUCAAGAUUAUGUGCGAUGUUCAAACCGAUAACAAGUGGUGCGUAAAGGGUAAAUCUGUUACCUUAACCGCCACCAAUUUCUGCCCGCCGAAUUUUGACCUUCCUAACAAUGCCGGCGGUUGGUGCAAUCCGCCGCUACAUCACUUCGACAUGGCUCAACCUGCCUGGGAAAAAAUUGGUAUUUAUAGAGGAGGCAUCAUCCCUGUCAUCUACAAAAGGGUGGCAUGUAAGAAGCAUGGCGGAGUGAGAUUCACGGUUAAUGGAAGAGAUUAUUUCGAGUUAGUACUGAUAACAAAUGUAGGAGGAGAAGGAUCAAUUCAAUCUGUGUUUAUAAAGGGAUCAAGAACUUCAGAUUGGUCGGCAAUGUCGAGAAACUGGGGGGCGAAUUGGCAAUCGAGUUCAUUUCUGAAUGGACAAUCUAUUUCGUUUAAGGUGACCACGACCGAUGGUGUGACCAAAUUGUUCGAGAAUGUUGUCCCAUCAAACUGGCGGUUUGGUCAGACCUUCUCCGGUCCUGUUCAAUUCUAA
This is a messenger RNA of Impatiens glandulifera, 780 nucleotides long. Its product is annotated as expansin-A11-like. The record is from RefSeq and is a predicted model, not a curated record. Lineage: Eukaryota; Viridiplantae; Streptophyta; Magnoliopsida; Ericales; Balsaminaceae. Gene Ontology annotation, cellular component: extracellular region. The transcript has 3 exons. Gene Ontology annotation, biological process: plant-type cell wall organization. Bases 1 to 780 code for a protein of 259 amino acids.